Molecule: messenger RNA, 1143 nt
Organism: Penicillium nucicola
Lineage: Eukaryota; Fungi; Ascomycota; Eurotiomycetes; Eurotiales; Aspergillaceae
Product: cysteine protease ATG4
Exons: 5
Coding region: 1-1143 (380 amino acids)
Molecular function (GO): protein-phosphatidylethanolamide deconjugating activity
Source: RefSeq, a predicted model, not a curated record
AUGACAGUGGAUAUAGAAAAAUGCAAACGCAUAGUGCAAUACUUCUGGGAUCCCGAACCCAAGAAUGAUGCACCCGCAGCGUCAAUAUGGUGCCUGGGCAGAGAGUAUGCGACCCCGCAAACCACCAGUAAGUUCUAUCUGGACCAGUUCAAUCAGCCGAAAGAGAUAUACAAGCAGUGGAUGACAUACCGAUCAAACUUCACACCGAUACCCCGAGCGACAUCACCAGAAGCGACAUCAUCCAUGACAUUAGGUGUACGGCUUCGAAGCCAGCUCAUGGACUCGGGCUUCACAUCGGAUACUGGGUGGGGCUGCAUGAUUAGAUCUGGGCAAAGCCUUCUGGCGAACACAUUCGCAAUUUUAUUGUUAGGGAGAGACUGGCGCAGAGGAGACAGUCCGGAGGAAGAGUCGAAACUAAUUUCAAUGUUUGCUGAUCAUCCAGAUGCUCAAUUCUCAAUACAUCGAUUUGUGAACUGCGGCGCAGACUCAUGUGGGAAAUACCCUGGGGAGUGGUUUGGACCGUCGGCAACAGCCAGAUGUAUACAGCUACUUUCAACCGAGUGUGAAUCACCCAAGCUUAGGAUCUACGUGACCAACGACUCAUCAGAUGUGUAUGAAGACAAAUUUAAUCAAGUGGCGCGAGACCAGACUGGCCGCAUACAGCCAACACUUAUUCUCCUAGGAAUCCGACUGGGCAUUGAUCAUAUUACACCGGUAUAUUGGGAUGGACUGCGAGCUGCACUACAAUACCCCCAAUCAGUUGGUGUAGCCGGCGGGCGCCCUUCCUCGUCCCAUUACUUUGUAGGAGCUCAAGACUCCCAUCUCUUUUUCCUUGAUCCCCAUUCUACCCGACCCGCAACACCAUAUCGACCUGAUGAGCUCUACACCCAAGAGGAAUUGGAUAGCUACUACACCACCCGACUUCGGAGAAUCCACAUCAAGGACAUGGAUCCCAGCAUGUUAAUCGGAUUUUUGAUCAAGGAUGGCGAUGACUGGGCCGACUGGAAGAAACAGAUUGAAUCUACUCCUGGGCGGCAGAUUGUACACAUCUUCCCUGGACAUAGCCAGCCAGACCAUGGUCAUGGUCGUGCAGAGGCACUUGAUGAAGUGGAAGUGUUGGAUGACUCGGAUGCACUGGAAUGA